This is a messenger RNA of Salmo salar (Atlantic salmon), 3687 nucleotides long. RefSeq names its product transcription factor PU.1. Gene Ontology annotation, cellular component: nucleus. Gene Ontology annotation, biological process: regulation of transcription by RNA polymerase II; cell differentiation. NCBI's taxonomy places the organism in Eukaryota, Metazoa, Chordata, Actinopteri, Salmoniformes, Salmonidae. Gene Ontology annotation, molecular function: DNA-binding transcription factor activity, RNA polymerase II-specific; sequence-specific DNA binding. The record is from RefSeq and is a predicted model, not a curated record.
CAAAAAAAACCAUUUAAUUUGGUUGGCAAAAUGGUCACAAUGACAUGCAAAGAUACUAUCCACUGACAGAUGAUGCUAUGCUAGAAGACUGACAGUUAAGACAGGCCUUGAAAUGAUUGGCUGGUUUGGGAGGCGACGCAAUUGAGCCUUAAUAAAUGUGAGAUGUUAGAAUCUCCCCCUGACAAAUCACCAAUGACCAGGAACCACCACCAGACACACUGAGAUGUGUACACCUACAAAGAUAUACAGAAGUCAAAAUAACAGGUUCCCUUUUAAUUUUCGGUCACUGAGUAGGGCUAAUUUCUUUUAUUUUCUUAGACAAAAUUAGAGUCCCAGAGAAUAGCUUGGCUUACAAGUGGAUAAAGUUGUGUAGGCAGAAGGAGACAUUUUGGGUUUCGUUUGGUGAGAGGAAAUUUGGUAAACAUUGUGCAAUGGUGCGGGAAAAGUUUUGAAAGAGUGUGAGAAACAAUUGCAAACUAAGUGCCUGAAGUAGGUCAGUUCAAGAAGAAGCCUUCAUGUUGCAUCCAUACAGAAUGGAGGGGUACCUCAUCUCACCUGGUCCUGCGUCAGAAGACAUGUACGAACCUGACAUCUAUAGACAACAGAUGUCAGAAUAUUCAUAUCCGUAUGUCAUCAAUGCAGAGAGUCAAGGAGAUCACUGGGACUAUCACGCUACUCAUCAUGCUCAUCCUCUGGACUUUGACAACCUCCCAGAGGGCCACUUCACUGAGCUCCAGAGUGUCCAGCAACUACAUCUACCCAGUAUGGCUCGUUACAGCGAUAUUGACACUCUCUCUCUGGACCCUGGCCUUGGGGGACACAACCAUGCCCUACCCCCACCGGUGCCAUAUUACCCUCGUGCCAUGGGCUACUUGCACCCCUCUCCUCAGACAAUGAGGAGCUCAGACGACGAGGAGCAAGGAGGCCGCAGCCCUCCACUAGAAGUGUCUGAUGAAGAGUGUCUGAGGGACCACAUUGCCCACGUAACAAGGGGAGAAUUGGGCAACAAGAAGAAGAUCCGUCUGUACCAGUUCCUGCUGGAUCUGCUGAGGAAUGGGGACAUGAAGGACAGUAUCUGGUGGGUGGACAGGGACAAGGGCACCUUCCAGUUCUCCUCGAAACACAAGGAGGCCCUGGCACAUCGGUGGGGCGUACAGAAGGGCAACCGCAAGAAAAUGACCUACCAGAAGAUGGCACGGGCUCUUCGCAACUAUGGCAAGACAGGCGAGGUCAAAAAGGUCAAGAAGAAGCUGACUUAUCAGUUCAGUGGUGAAGUGCUAGGUGGGAGGUCUCACUUGGAGAGGAGGCCAUAUUCCCAUUUGUAGAGGGAGAAACAUAGUGGAAGUCCUGAAGAAGGGUAGAGUGAGAGAGAGAGAGAGAGAGAUAGUUAACUGUAUAUAGUAUGCAAGAUGGUUAUCAAUGUAAUAACUAUUGAUUGUGUUCAAAUUAACAAUAACUGUUUUUGCUGCUCUUGUAAAAAGCAUUUAUGUGAACGUCAAAGCCAAUGUCUUAGUGGAAUCUUGACAAUUAGCAAGUUUUGCUCCAACAACUCAAUGAUUGCACAAUCACAUCUGGACCUUUUAGAUUCUAUAGCACGUAGAAACAGGACCGUUUCAAAUGAUACUGUCAAUAAUUAUCACCAGAAUGCUUGCAGGAGUGGUAAUACAGAUGACCACUAGAAGUCCUCAGAGAUCUCCUUUCUUAAAGCUGGCUGUAUUCACUGACUUCUACGCACUGUUGGACUCACUGACCAUUGUGCACAUUUGACAUCGAUUAGACUUGGAUGCAGAAUAAGCAAACAAAAAGACUGCGAUAAAGAACUCUUUAGCAUUAAUGAAAUUGAUUUGACACUCUGAGAUGCACUGACUUGGAAUACGCAAUUCCUGUUGCUUAACCUUUGGUGUAGCAGCACACAAACACAACAUAUUAUACAUUAGCUUUUGCUAAUCAGAACUGAGUAUUCAGCCAAGCCGUGGUAUAAAGCUUGUAUAUUUGAUUGAUGGUAUUACAUGUGUAUUACAUACUAACUCAUGUUAGCGCAAGACUUUUGGAAGUAAACCCUUCUGAACAUUGGGAGGUUUAACCUGCAAACUUUUUGGACUGUCCCCUUGACCAUUACUUCCCUGUCACAACCCACUGACUUGUUCCUGAAAUGGGAGAGGGUGAAGAGGCUUGUCACCCAGCCCUUAACAUCUGCUAGUGUUCUGAGAUAUAGCACAGACCCUUGCCUCCUCCGAGCUACAGUGCAAUCUAUUCCUAGCCUAGGAAUACCAACACAGGGAUAUUUCUCCCAUACUCUCAAUCAUAGACCCUUGUUUGAUCUGUAUAAUAGUGUAUAUGACCAUUUGUUUUUCCGUACUCUAUGUGCUCUCUGUUGGCAUGUUUGUAUGUUGGCAUGACUCAGUUACAUAUCUGCACGUGAUGAACUCGAAAGCAUUUCUAUUUCUCACGCGUCAUGUGGUUUUAGUCGACUCAUCCUCACAUUGUUCCAGCACAUCACAGACUGGCUUUAGCAAAUCCUCUGGGAAUCACAGCCAUGUACGCAGAACCCCAGUGGCUGAGCCAGAAAGUAUAUAGACAUGUGGGCAGCUGUGGAAACAUUACUGGGCCCACUGGCAGCAUACAAAGCCACCCCAUCCCCCACCAUCCACCCACCCCCAGCCCAGUUAUGUGGCAGCCGAAGCAUCUAGGUGUAAAUAAUUCUGGGUGCUGACACAGCUCUAUGAUGGGAGCACAGGGCACAGUCUGCAGUGAAAAGUGAUGCAAAGUGAGGUAUCCAGGGAGGGCACCAUCAAGAGACAGAUAAUAGUUUUAAGUGUAUUUUCCCUCCAGCACCAUAAAGCAAUGAAUAAAUACAACUGAAAAGGAGACAUAAAGGACAGGGAUAUAGUUAGAAUAAUUCAAUUUAAUAAUGCAAAAUCGUAGAAACAGUGAGGAUUGAGUGGCCCGACUGCCAGAGUGGCCCGACUGCCCGGAGCUGCCAGAGUGGCCCGACUGCCCGGAGCUGCCAGAGUGGCCCAACUGCCCGGAGCUGCCAGAGUGGCCCGACUGCCCGGAGCUGCCAGAACCAGAGCCACCUCCAGAUAUAGGUGGGUUGGGGAGGGGGGGUGUAGCACAGUGCCGUCGUUGACGGCAGCCACCCUCCCUUCCCUCCCUUUAGUAGGGGGAUUUUUUUUAUUAUUAUUUUUAAUUUUUAUUUAAAUUGUUUAUUUUUUUGUGUGGGGUUGUUGUUUUCUUAAGGUGCUUCCGGGGUUAGCACCUUUAGGGGGAGGGGUACUGUCACGUCCUGGCCAGUAUAAGGGUUAAUUGGUAUUGUAGUUUGGUCAGGACGUGGCAGAGAGUAUUUGUUUUAUGUGGUUCGGGGUGGUGUGUUAGUUAGGAGGUCGUUUGAUUGAUUAUUUCCGGGUUUUGAGUUGUGGUCUAUUUCUAUGUUGAGUCUGGUUUAUGUAUGUCUAUGUUUGGUUAAUUGGGGUUGGGACUCUCAGUUGAAGGCAGGUGUUGUCUAUUUGCCUUUGAUUGAGAGUCCCAUAUAUGUGGGUGUGUUUGUGUUUGUCGGUGGUGGGGAAUUGUUCUUGCACUGCGUUUGCAUAGCCUGUAAGACUGUCCAUGUUGUGAGUAUCAUUUAUUGUUUUGUUUUCCGGUGGAUGCUUUGCCUUUUACCAUUAAAAGAAAUAUGAGUAUUCACAA